AUGAUCAUCAAUACUGGAAUGAUCUUGCUUCAAAACAACGCUGUGGUAAUUUUCUAUCCUCAUAUGUUAUAAUUUACCAUUUUUUUGAGUUCACUCAAUACAAAACUCCCACUUAAAAAACUUUCAAGACCAAAUAUUUGAUUCUGUUCGCCCGACAUCAGGACCAACACCAAAGGGGAGCUGCGAAUGGCAUAGCUAUGACUUUGAUGUCUCUCUUCAAAGCUGCAGCCCCAGCAGUAGGUGGUGCAUUGUGAGUGUCUUAACUAUUCUUUCGACUAUUGGUAUAUCUCUUCUAUAAUAUAAUACGACCAAAGUUCAAUAGAUGUGACCUUCAGUGCUUCUUUGCUAUCUUUCUAGGAAGUACUCUCUAGGUAGAAAUUUUUGAAUCAGAAGAAUAGUUUGAUCCAAACCCCUUCUUUCCUCUCAAAUGACAAAGGGAAAACAAGCAAUGUAUUCUAGGAAAGUAGGGAAAACAAUGGACAGGUGGGAAUUAAUUCAAGAGAAUUUCUCUCUCUCCUUUCCUCUCGUGUCACUUCUACCACAAUACCCCCUCUUAUUCAUAGGGGAGGGUAUUUAUAUUGUACAGCCCAUUCCUAUCCUAGUGUUUACUAUAGAAGCUUCUAGGCUGUUCUCUUAUCACAAACAUUCAAAUCUAUGUUCUCCUCAAGGUGGAAGUCAGGAAAUAUAUGUAUGAUCUUUGAAACUACUUUUCAUGUCGCUUAAAAUUUGGAAGAUGUACUCGUUUGAUAAAGAUCUUGGGUCCUGUUGUUGUAGGUCGAAUGUCUUAGCAGGACUCUAGUACAAGUCUCUAUUCGAGCUCUUGUGUUAAAUUUGAAGGAAAGGGUUGUACACGAUCUUGAAGUCCUAUCCCCCCCCCCCCUGUGUAGUUGUAAUGCAUGAAACACUAGGUGAAUAGAAUGAGUGGAUCGGAAUGUUCAAUCAAUAGGCUGAUUGGCCGACACAAUGGAGGGCCUUAUAGGGUCCAAAAUAUCGUGGUGCCAAUUUUUCAUUUGGUUCUUUGGCCAGAGAUUUCAUCUUGAAUGGUUAAAGACGAAGGUAGACAAAGUCCCCUUCCAUAAAUUGAACAUUUAAUCUCCUUUUAUCAGCCUUCUAUUUCAUAAUGGUUUGAUGAGAGUGAGCAUUUGAUCUUUAUCCUUUAAUUGUUGAUCUACUAUAGAAUGAGGUAAGGGCAGAAUAUCAUAUUUGAUGAUGGUGGGGGGAUCUCAUUCAUAAACCACAUUGAAUGGGGUUGUCUUGAGAGACGAAUGGAAAGUAAUGUUGUAGCAAUACUAAGCCCAAUGCAACCAUUUACUCCAUCAAUUGGGUUUAUUGGAUGCAAAACAUCUUAAGUAAGUUCUCAAGUACCUAUUUCAUGACCUUCUAUUGCCUAUUGAUUGAGGGUAGUAUGUGGUACUCAUUUUUAAUUCAACACCUUGUAGUUUGAAUAGUUCCUUCCAAAAAUUAUUGGUAACAUGCUUGUUGCAAUCUAAGAUAAUUGAUCUUGGAAUCCCAUGAAGUCGUACCACUUAGAAAAGAUGAGUGCAACUUUAAGAGUUGAAAAUAGAUGUUUAAGUGGAAUAAAGUGACUGUACUUGCUCAAUAUGUCUACAACAACCAAUAUGAAAUAAAACCCCUUUGAUCAAGAUAAUCCUUCCAAGAAAUCUAUAGUUAAGUCCUCUCAAAUGUGUGCAGGCACUGAAGGAGGCCUAUAAGAACAAGUGAAGAUGUAUUGUAUUUUUGACAUGUUGCCUCAAGAUAUAGUCAACUCUAACCCUCAUUUAUAGGGAGUAACAAAAUACAUAUUUUCUUGCAAAAACACCCUCAAUUAAGUAUACUAUUUCCCUAUGACCUAGAACUUCCAACAUUCCCUCUUAAGAUGAACUUUGAAAAAGAUCAUCUUAACUAAGUUGGUGAUGAAGAAAAUCCAUUGUGAUAGCAACUCUUCCUUUGAUGGUAGUCAAAGAUGAUUGCCACUGAAGUUGUGGAUUCACUUACACCUUUGGCUCAUCUGAUGCUUCUCAAGGACUGCUCACCAUGGAUAUGAUAGCACCAAACACCUUUGACUUGAUCAUGAUGCUCGUUAUGUCCCAAGGCUGCAGAGCCUGCCUGGGAGCCAUGAAGUAGUUGACAGAGUGGCAAGAUCUGCAUAGUGCCAAGAUCUGAUGCAAAGGCUCUCAACUAUGACGAUUGAUGUGAUGAUGGGGCUCAGCUCUCAGGAGAGGUGUAGGCCAGCACCCCUCCCACUGAUCAAGUAAUGAACUUGUGGAAGAACUGGAAGGUGAAGGCCAUUUCGACGAAGGCAGAGGGUGAGCAGACAGCACCAGACAACAUGAACUGUAGCAACAUGGACUGUGAAGAACUUUGGCUGUCAGACUAGCGAAGACAAAGAAUUGAUGCAGAACAAAGGGAGAUGGACUGAGGAGGAUGAGUACGACACUGGACUGAGAUAAGCGUAGAUUAGAGAGGCUGAUUUUACCUCUCUCAAGAACGCUGAUGAAGAUGGAAACAAUGGUAAUGAAUCUAGUCAUUUCAACCUCUAGACAGAAGGCUUGAUGGAGACAGAAAUGACACCAAUGAACUUGAAGAUGUUGUUGACGAACCGGCUGCUGAUGAACUCAGAUAUAUUAUCAGAUGACAGAUGGAUGAAGUGCUCUGAUACCAUUUUGAAAUGAAGAAAUAAAACCUCGCCUCAAAAUUCAUUCAACUCUGAGUAAUAAUAAAAGGAGUGAUAAUACAUAUUUGAAAAUACCCUCAACUAAUUACACUAUUUCCCUGUGAUCUAGAACUUCGAAUAAUAUUGUUCAUCCUAUUUUUGUCCCAGUGUUUACUAUAGAAGCUUCUAGAUUGUUCUCUUAUAAUGAACAUGUCUUUAGGGAUAUCAUAUCAUAGUUGAGAGGCACAAUAUGGAAAGAGGGCAUUGUUGACGUAGAAAUUAAUAAAUUUAGUUAGCUAUUUUAUUUCUUUGAUAACAGAGUAUGUCCCUCUCCCAUUCCUACUCAUUUAUGUAUUAACCUGGGGAUAAGUUUUAUUCUCUUCAUAUUAAAGAACGCAUUCUUUUUUGCCGUGCUGGUCGCAGUCCCAAAUAAGAUUACUUUAUUUGGGAGGACUCAUGAAUUUUCCUGGUUGAGUGAUUUAUGCUUUGCGCUGGUGAUGCUAUUCAGGAUAAAAACAUUGUGAUUUCAGAGUUAUUUAUCGAAAAAUUAAUAGGAAUGCUAAUUUGAUUACCCAAAAUCACAAAAAAAAGGAAUUACGCUGAUGGUUUGAUUCAGUCCUAAAUUUGCUUGUAUGCAGACUUUCUUGGGCCCAGAAACGUCAGACUGCUUCGUUUCUUCCAGGUAAUGGUCCAGAAAUUUCCUUCAAAUCAACAUAUAAAAUGUGCUUAUAUAUAUAUAUAUAUAUUCGACUUCACAAUUGAUGUUAUCUAACUAGAAGUCGGCUGAUUAUCUGAGCAUUCACUGUGUUCAUAGUUGAGCUGCUGGGUCCUUAUAGCUAUCUCGAAUCAUGGUAUCAACGCGAGCCUCAUCUUUCUGUCAUGCAGGUGAUCAGGUGGUCUUCUUUGCACUGAACGUAGUUGAGCUUCUUGGCAUUCUCUUGACUUUCAGAGCGUUCCUAACUCUAAGAAACCAGCCUCCUUCUACGUAG
Spirodela intermedia is the source of this 3642-nucleotide messenger RNA. The record is from the annotation of a GenBank genome assembly. Lineage: Eukaryota; Viridiplantae; Streptophyta; Magnoliopsida; Alismatales; Araceae.